Messenger RNA from Monodelphis domestica (gray short-tailed opossum), 321 nucleotides. RefSeq names its product ubiquitin. Gene Ontology annotation, molecular function: protein binding. NCBI's taxonomy places the organism in Eukaryota, Metazoa, Chordata, Mammalia, Didelphimorphia, Didelphidae. The record is from RefSeq and is a predicted model, not a curated record.
GCCUCUGUCUCAGAGGGGGGAUGCAGAUAUUUGUGAAGACCUUGACUGGCAAGACCAUUACCCUUGAAGUAGAACCCAGUGACACCAUUGAGAAUGUCAAGGCAAAGAUCCAAGACAAAGAAGGCAUCCCCCCAGACCAGCAGAGACUGAUCUUUGCUGGGAAGCAGCUGGAAGAUGGUCGUACCCUGUCUGACUACAACAUCCAAAAAGAAUCCACCCUGCACUUGGUCCUGCGCUUGAGGGGAGGUGUCUAAUUCCCUCAAGAUUCUUUCAAAUUUUUGAGUAAUUUCACUGCACUUUUCUUUCAAUAAAGUUGUUGCA